UGCUAAUAAAAAUCUACUCAUAAUAAAGCUGACAAAUUUGUUUUUGUUCGUUUGUUAUAACGCGUAAUCUGUGGAAUUUAAAAUCGCAUUUGAUAAAUAUUUCUCGCAUGUAACAGCUAGUUCUUGAGGAGGUUUAAUAAAGGCUAUAUUACUUAACUUGACAACCCCGACCGGAGUUAAAGUUGGAAUGAAAAUCCGCUAGUAUUAAGGUUAACACAUAAACGUUUAACUUUAACUGGUAAAAUAUAUAUUGGAUCAGUAUUUACAAAAUUCAAGUUACCGAGAGAGAAAGUUUCGGGUGAAAUUUAUAUGCAAUAAACUUAGGAAAUAUCUUCCACUACGUUUUAUUAUUUUUGUAUAUGAUAGGCCAAAUUAGGUGCCGAAUAAACAGAGUUGGUAAUAGCGCAGACGGGCGACGCGUCGGGGUUAUUCGUGGUGUAUUAGAAGAAGAGGAAACACUAUAUUGUACGCAAAAUAUAAAAUAAUAGAAGCAGUUCGCAGAUUAACAGACACAUAUUAUGUAGUAUAGAAUACUACUAUUAUAAAUCCUGAGCUGUGGACAAAUCUUUACGAAUAUUAUAAAUGCGAAAAUGUGUAUGUUUGUCUGUCCUUCGUUAACGCCCUAAAUAAGCAACCAAUCGACUUCAGAUUUAGGCUUUUUAUUCCCGGAAAACAAACGGUUCCACGGCGUUUGUAAGCAACCGUAGUAAACGCGAUAGGAGAACGCGGGCAGCUUCAGUCCACUAUAUUUAUAAAACAUACUUUGAACCAAAAGUAAACAAAAGAUUGCUCAAUAAUUUCAAAAGACAAGUAAAAGUGUAUAGAUGGAUGCAUGGAUCUAUAUCAUUGAUCGAAGUUUUUCUUCGAAUUUCUUUGAAUGAAGUAUAACAUCAACUUUCCGCAGAAUAAUUAUCGAGUACUUAAUAAGAAGGUAAAUAUUUAUUUUCGAGGAAACAGUUACUGGCAGUAUAAAGUCGAACAAUCCCUUUGUUUUCCACUCAUUUUCUUUUCGAUCAUUCAUAAGUUAAGGUACUUACUCGAUUUAUAAUGAACGUAUAUUUUAUAGCGUUUGCAUUUUUGUAUGUAAUAUCUGAGUUUGUUGCUUUAUUACAACCACCCAGAGAAGAUCUUCCGAAACCUUCGGCCACAACGGCGUUUGACUACGCACCCACAUUGGACAAUUCCGAGACAAAUCCUGAUUUAAAGUCACUAUGGCUCAAUCGGCCGCCGUCUAUACGGCAAUCUCAAAACGAUGACGAGCAUCCGACCCAUCGCGUCGUGUCUGACUCACCGUAUUCACUCACAAGGCUAGCAAAGCCGCUCUCAUAUGGGUACGACCCUUUCUUUCGAAAGCAAUAUUUCGAACCGUUUGAAAGGCGCCAGAAGCCUGUUACACUUGUUGCCUUUCGCAAACAUGGAAUUAUUCCUCGGAAGUCGAACGUGUGUGUUGCCAGGGAUGACUAAUGGCUCCAAGACGUGGUCGCUGACUAUGGGCCUUAAAAGAGGGCUCUGAGUCACAAAGCGAGCGAUGGAGACAGCUAUGUUCGGGGUAUGUCUACGUGAUAGAAUGAGGAUAAAUGAGGAGCUCCAUAGAAGAACCAGAGUUACGGACAUAGCUGAACGCUGGGGUCCCAAGGUCCUGGAAUGGUGACGUCGCACUGGUAAACGCAGCGUUGGUAAACCCUCGACGAGGUGGA
Messenger RNA from Pararge aegeria (speckled wood butterfly), 1697 nucleotides. RefSeq lists its product as uncharacterized. The transcript has 5 exons. The record is from RefSeq and is a predicted model, not a curated record. The coding region runs from base 1048 to 1464 and encodes 138 amino acids. NCBI's taxonomy places the organism in Eukaryota, Metazoa, Arthropoda, Insecta, Lepidoptera, Nymphalidae.